Plasmodium reichenowi is the source of this 471-nucleotide messenger RNA. Its product is annotated as 40S ribosomal protein S18, putative. Lineage: Eukaryota; Apicomplexa; Aconoidasida; Haemosporida; Plasmodiidae. The transcript has 2 exons. Gene Ontology annotation, cellular component: cytosol; small ribosomal subunit; ribosome. The record is from RefSeq and is a predicted model, not a curated record. Gene Ontology annotation, biological process: translation. Gene Ontology annotation, molecular function: structural constituent of ribosome; RNA binding. Bases 1 to 471 code for a protein of 156 amino acids.
AUGUCACUACAAGUAAUAGAUAAUAAUGAUUUUCAACAUAUAUUAAGAAUUUUAAAUACAAAUGUAGAUGGUAAAGAAAAAGUAAUUAUUGCCUUAACAGCUAUUAAAGGUAUUGGAAAGAGAAUGGCAACUGUUAUAUGUAAACAAGCAAAUGUUGACCCCACUAAAAGAGCAGGAGAAUUAACUACUGAAGAAAUAGAUAAUAUCGUACAUAUUAUGAGUACUCCUACCCAAUUUAAAAUCCCUGAUUGGUUUUUAAACAGGAGAAAGGAUUUGAAAGAAGGAAAAAAUAUUCAUGUUAUUGCUAACCAACUUGAUUCUUACUUACGUGAAGAUUUAGAAAGAAUGAAGAAAAUUAGAUUACACAGAGGUUUACGUCAUCACUGGGGAUUAAGAGUUCGUGGACAACACACCAAAACUACUGGUAGAAGAGGAAGAACUGUUGGUGUUGCCAAAAAGAAAGGAGCAUAA